UCAUCAUUUGGUGUCAUCUCUCGAUCARCAAUGAAGUUCGUAUUCUUUACAGCGUUAAGUUUGGUUUCUUUGUUUAAUGGUGCUGUCCAAGGGCUGCCAAGAGACAAUAUCCCACCGGCUAUCCGGUGCCCCGAUAGUAUGGUAGUGAAUUCAAGGCAGAGUUCAACGAUUGUUUGCUGGCCAUUUCCCAAAGCUACAGACGAAUCCGGUAACCCAUCRGUAACGUGCUCGCACAAAGCUGGUCUACAACUGCAAACACCAAGUACAACGAUCAUCAAAUGUGAAGCUAAAGACGCAGCCGGGAAUAAAGCCUCUUGUAGCUUUAGAAUUGACGUUAAAGAUAUCGCUCCACCAAAGAUAAUAUGCCCUGCUGAUCAGGAAAUCAACACUGGUUCCUCAAGUACUUUCCGAAUCAACUGGAAUGAUCCUAAGGUAACUGACAAUUCAAACAUGCCCCCUACUGUUCGGCCGUCUUAUCAACGCGGCUCAUUGGUCCAUAGUCCAGGCGUUUACACAAUAUCAUACCAAGCGAUCGACGCCUCGGCAAAUCAGGCUACAUGCUCCUUCACCAUCAAACUUACAGUCCCUGAUUGCAAAGURAAGAUUCCUCCUCCAGUUAACGGUGCCGUAGCUUGUUGGAAUUAUCAAGGGAGUAAUGUAUGCACAGUUUCAUGUAACAACAAUUUCGACUUUUCCUUCAAGCCAUCAAGGAUUUACGUCUGUUCCCGCGGGACGUGGCGCRCAUUUAGUAUACUCGGUGGAAGCAAUAGUGUCCAGUGGCCAGAUUGCUCAGUCAAAUCCUCAGGAAUGAAAAMGAUGCCAGUGCAAUUCUAUUACACAGGAGAUUCCMAAGAUCCCAAUGUCAUUGCUCWAAUCAAACAWAACGGUCUCGCAGUACUCCGAUCUCCAUWCUCUCCACCAUUCUUCUGCACGAUGCAUCCAAACUGCAAUGUCCAAAAUAUCCAAGUUCAURCCGGMAAGAAAUCAACGGCAUGAUUUUAUGUUCUUGAAAACUCCAUUUUACAGUUCCAAGCUUCAUCUUGAAAGGUAACCAGGCCUUUGCGUCAAAGCGAGGCAGUUCGGAGUUGAGCCUGCACUGAUAGAUACCUUUUGAUCACACCUAAGACAAUUACUAAUUGUCAGGUAUCUAUCAUUGUAAGCUCAACUUCUGUCUCGCUUUGAUUCAAAGUCUCGGCUACCUUUCAAGAUGSCGCUUUGAACUCUAAAAUGAAGUAUUGAUAUCAAAUGAAAAUGAAAAUGAUAAUUAUUGAUUAAUAUUAAAAGUAUCUUUAAUAAUCAACUGUAGUGGGUUAUAAUAGGCUAAUAAAGCAUAAAUMUUGGGUUUGCAAUCUUCUUUCAUAUUUUGACUGUAUUCCU
Molecule: messenger RNA, 1377 nt
Organism: Exaiptasia diaphana
Lineage: Eukaryota; Metazoa; Cnidaria; Anthozoa; Actiniaria; Aiptasiidae
Product: sushi, von Willebrand factor type A, EGF and pentraxin domain-containing protein 1
Exons: 6
Coding region: 31-996 (321 amino acids)
Source: RefSeq, a predicted model, not a curated record